Molecule: messenger RNA, 554 nt
Organism: Pneumocystis carinii B80
Lineage: Eukaryota; Fungi; Ascomycota; Pneumocystomycetes; Pneumocystales; Pneumocystaceae
Exons: 5
Coding region: 17-508 (163 amino acids)
Biological process (GO): late endosome to vacuole transport via multivesicular body sorting pathway; protein targeting to vacuole
Cellular component (GO): Vps55/Vps68 complex; fungal-type vacuole membrane
Source: RefSeq, a predicted model, not a curated record
GUUAAAUAUUGAUAUAAUGGGCCUUUUUUUUUUCCCAAAUAUAUAUAUGAAAGAUACGGGAAUAUAUAUAUCUGGAAUGAUGUUUUCUUUGGGAUGGUGGUUUUUUGUUGAUUCGGUGCUUUAUAGCAAUAUUAAAAAUACAGAAAAAGUCUAUAUAAGCCUUGUUGAUUGGAUUCCAUGUAUUUUGUCUACAAUUGGAAUGUUUAUGAUUAAUUCGAUAGACAAGGAUAGGCUUAUAUCGAAUUCAUUUACAUAUACUAGAUAUAAUAUUGUGUGGAAGGCGAGAUUGUUAUUAUUUCUUGGAUUUUCGCUUUUAGCGAGUGGAGUUGCAGGAUCUUUUACGCUACUUAUUAUUAAAUACCUUUUACACAAUUAUCCGAUCGAAAUAACAUGUCUUGGAAUUGAAAAUGCAGUUGCAAAUUCCUUAAUAGCAUUAAGCACAAUUAUUCUUUGGGCAGCAAUAAAUCAUGAAAACAAUCAAUAUCAUUAUAAUCUUACAUUAAACUAACAUGUAGUAAUAAAGAUAUCAAUAAUAUAAUUCUACGAUUAUAAAC